AUGUCGGCGGGAGCUGCGCGCGGCGAGAUCGCCCUCUCCGAGGCCGACACGCCGCGCGACGCGCUGCUUGCCAUGCAGGCGCAGUACGAGCGGAUCGUCGACCAGCUCCGGCGGGACGCGGCGCAGCAGGAGGCGCUGCGAGAAGCGCAAGCUGCCGAGGGAGAGGCGCGGGUCAUCGAGCGCAUCUGCUCCGUGGAGAGGGAGGCGUCGGCGCGCGAGCUCCAGCGCCUAGCGACGAUCGAGGCGAUUCGUGCGCAGGCAGCGGUGCGACCAGCCUUGGCGGCAGAGUGCGCCGCGUGCCGGGAGCGAUCUGCGGCGCUGCGCGAGCUGCGCGAGCAGCGUGCCGCGACGGAGGGCGCGCUGCGCGCCACCCUCGCUGCGGAGUCGGAGCGCCUGCGCGGCGCGCGGCGCGAGGUUCUCGAGCUGCACGCUGCGCGUGCGAGGGAGGCGCUGGAGGGCGGAGCCGCCGAGGUUGGCGCGGCACUAGAGGCGAAAGAGGCGCUGGAGGCGAAAGAGGUGCUGGAGGAGAGGGAGGCGCUGGAGGCGCGGCUCGAGGCGAGCGAGGCGGAGGCGAGGUCGCUGCGCGAGGAGUGCGGCCUGGCGAGCGACGCGGCGCGCAGGCUCGAGGCGGAGGCGGGCGAGCUGGGCAGGGAGAACGCGGCGCUGCGGGAGGAGCUGGCGGAGGCGCGGGAGGAGCUGGGAGUUUCGCGGGAGGAGCGCGAAGGGGAGGGGGCGCGGUGGGCGCGCGCCCUCGAAGAG
Molecule: messenger RNA, 759 nt
Organism: Emiliania huxleyi CCMP1516
Lineage: Eukaryota; Haptophyta; Isochrysidales; Noelaerhabdaceae
Exons: 1
Source: RefSeq, a predicted model, not a curated record